This is a messenger RNA of Prunus armeniaca (apricot), 678 nucleotides long. The record is from the annotation of a GenBank genome assembly. NCBI's taxonomy places the organism in Eukaryota, Viridiplantae, Streptophyta, Magnoliopsida, Rosales, Rosaceae.
AUGGGAGUGGUUGUUUAUCUAGACACCAUUUUGGUCCCCUUGAGCCUCUUUCUCACAGUAGGCUACCAUGCCUAUCUCUGGCACAACUUCAAGAACAAACCCUCUCACACCACAAUUGGAGUCAACAUGCUGAAAAGGAGAGCAUGGUUUCUAGAGCUAAAUGGGGGAGAUGACAAGAAAGGCAUGCUGGCAGUCCAAAGCUUGAGAAACACUCUGAUGGGCUCAACACUCACAGCAUCCAUAGCAAUUCUCAUUGAAGUCUCAUUGGCAGCCUUCAUAAACAACAGCUAUAGUGCAAACCACCUCUUCAGCCAUGCAUUUUUUGGGUCACAAUCUACAAUGAUUUUUGCUCUGAAAUAUGGCUCAGCAGCAUUGUCCUUGGCAGUGAGCUUCUUGUGCAGCUCCAUGGCAAUUGGGUUUUUGAUUGAUGCCAAUUUCUUGAUAAAUGCAUCUGGUGAUCAUGAGUUCACAUCUUCUGCACACAUAAGAACCAUAUUUGAGAAAGGCUUCAUUCUGGCUUUUGUGAGCAGCAGAAUGCUCUGCAUCACUUUUCUCAUGCUGCUGUGGAUGCUUGGUCCUGUCCCAGUUUGGUUGUCAUCUCUUGCUCUGGUUUGGGGGCUUUACGGGCUUGAUUUUGUUGGGAAGUUGUCAAAAGGCAACAAGCAAAGUCUCAGUUGA